AUGCAGUUUGGGGGAAAUCUUUUCUUUUUGUUGAUGUUAACCUUCUUGGUUAAAGAAUGUUACGGGGGAGAUAAUGUGACUGCAGAAAAUGUAACAUCUUUUCGGAAGUCUUUACUGCGGGACUACGACCCUUAUUUACGACCCCGAAAAAAUCAGGGUGAUCCAGUCGUCAUUAACGCUUCGUUUUUCGUCCAUCGCUUUAAUGAUAUCAAUGAAAAGGAAGAAAGUGUUUCUUUGCUCGGGUACUUCAGCAUUUCUUGGAAUGAUGAAUUCCUAGUAUGGAACAAACAAGAGCAUUCCAAUAUAAGUAGCAUAGAGUUAAAAACAAUGGAGAUAUGGUGGCCCACAAUAGCUUUAGGUAAUCCUGUUGGAGAUUUUGAGAUUUUCCAGAAUCCUUACAAGAUGUUUCGCGUCUCAUCUUCUGGUGAUGUUAAAUGGUUUCCUGGCGGUUUAUAUUCUGUUAGGUGUGAGUUGAAUCUUAAAAAGUACCCUUUUGAUGAACAAACAUGUGAUUUCAUGUUCGUGAUAAUCGGAUACGAAGAUAAUGAUGUAAUAAUCAAUGCUGAACCUAGUGUUCUCCAUAUGUCUGGAACAACCGAGUGGGACAUUUCAGCCAGUAAAGUUUACAGGGUAUCGAACGGAAUGAGUGGACUAACUGCUAGGUUUAGUCUACAAAGAAAACCAUUUUUUGUGGUUCUUACGGUGUUGUUGCCACUCUCUUUGCUGUCUGUUAUGAAUUUGUUUGUCUUUCUCAUUCCUGUGGAGUCUGGCGAGAAAAUAUCAUUUGCAAUCACCACAUUUCUGGCCUACUCGAUUUAUCUGUCGGCCAUUGGAUCCUCUCUCCCUGCCAAAGACAACGUACACAUGGUGGUAUACAUAGAAAUACUGAUGGUCCUUAGUGUUAUUAUGAUGGUAUUAGUCAUUAUUCAAACCAGACUCUUCUUUUAUUAUGGCGAACACCAACUUCCAUGUUUUAUCGGAAACCCUGUGAGUGACAAAAUUAUGGACGGAGCCAAUUCAGAUGACAAAAACAAAAUGUUCCCAACGAGAACAUCAAAAGAGUUGAAAGGCAGAACGUGGUCAAACAAUAUGGCGAUCAUUGAUAAAGCUCUCUUCGUCUCUUUUGUUUGUAUUUUAGGAUCAGUUAGCAUAUAUUAUUUUGAUUUGAUGAUGACCAAAUCUUAA
Molecule: messenger RNA, 1185 nt
Organism: Saccostrea cuccullata (small rock oyster)
Lineage: Eukaryota; Metazoa; Mollusca; Bivalvia; Ostreida; Ostreidae
Product: acetylcholine receptor subunit beta-like
Exons: 1
Coding region: 1-1185 (394 amino acids)
Biological process (GO): chemical synaptic transmission; signal transduction; monoatomic ion transmembrane transport
Cellular component (GO): synapse; neuron projection; plasma membrane
Molecular function (GO): transmembrane signaling receptor activity; transmitter-gated monoatomic ion channel activity involved in regulation of postsynaptic membrane potential; excitatory extracellular ligand-gated monoatomic ion channel activity
Source: RefSeq, a predicted model, not a curated record